Molecule: messenger RNA, 2775 nt
Organism: Lingula anatina
Lineage: Eukaryota; Metazoa; Brachiopoda; Lingulata; Lingulida; Lingulidae
Product: protein-cysteine N-palmitoyltransferase HHAT
Biological process (GO): protein palmitoylation
Cellular component (GO): endoplasmic reticulum
Molecular function (GO): palmitoyltransferase activity
Source: RefSeq, a predicted model, not a curated record
UCUACCGGUAGUUCCGUGUUCUUUUGCUCCUGUUAUGAUUUCAAAUAUUUCGCAUGAACUUCUACAUCCGUUAACAGUGCACGUGAUGUGAUUAAAGAUUGUGAUUAAAGAGAUGCAGAUCUGCUGGGAAUCUUUUCUCCAGAGAGACAGAUGGGAAUCUCAACCCUGCCAGUGUGGGAGAUCACCGUUUACUGGGUUUGCUGGCUGUCUGCCGUGGUUUACAUUACUGAGAAUACAAUCUUAGCCUCAAUUGAAUUUAGAAAAUACCUCAGUCCUUAUGACAUUAGAAAAGGAUGGACUGUUUUGGGGACCACACUUUACAAGGAUGUCUCCAAUUUUGAGUGGGAAUUUUGGUUCAGUGCCUGGGGUUGGAUAGUGCUACCAUGUUACAUUGGCCAUGGCAUAAUAGGGAGUUUGGUGAACUGGAAAUGUCGGAAUCUGAGGAAGCAGUUUUUUGUCCUGUACACUGUGGGUGUGGUGUGGUAUGUGAUGGGAUUGAAGCAGCUGCUGAUUCUGCUGCUGCACUGUGCUAUCAGUUUCGUAACAGCCAUGUCAGGGAGUUCUGUACUUGUGUGGAUAGUAUGCCUCUUGUUGUUGGCCACUCUCAAUCAUGAAGUUACUGUGCAGUGGCUGAGACUGGCAGUGGAUGAUGAUGUCUUAGAAACAAAGUAUUACCUCUUUGUCUUCACAAUUGCCAUGACAAACUUAAGGUACAUCAGCUUCUGUCUUGAGAAAGCCAAAAGCAUCCAGUUUAUAAAAAGUCAAGAAAUGAUAACAGGAGAAAGUGUCCAGAAACAGAAGAUGCCUCACAGGGAAGAUGCUGCUUUGAGAGCUGUGGCCCAGAACUGUAACUUCAUGGACAUGAUGACUUACGUUUUUUAUUUCCCACUUUUUUUCACGGGACCAAUUUUGACCUAUGACAAGUUUCUAGAACAGGUUAACAGGCCUCCUCAACCAUGGACAAAACCACGCAUUACCCAUCUUGCUCUGGAUUUUGUUAGAAUUACAUGGUGGCUGGGUUUCAAUUACCUGCUGCUGCAUGUCGUUCACCUCAGUGCCAUACAACUCCAGUUGGACCUCCUGUCCAGUUUACCACUGUGGACCCUCGGGGGUGUGGCAUUUUGGAACUUUCAAUUUUUCCAGACAAAAUAUGUGGUGAUGUUUGGGUUGCCCAGUUGUUUUGCAAAGCUUGACCAGAUGGAGCCACCAGCGGGGCCAAUAUGCAUCUCACAUCUUUAUCUUUUCAGUACAAUGUGGCAACAAUUUGACAGGGGACUAUAUCAGCAUUUAAAGAGGCAUAUUUACAUUCCUCUUGGUGGAUCCAGGCAUGGUUUAUUUUCUCAGCUCUUGGCCACAGCUGCCUGCUUCAUUUUUGUGUACUACUGGCACGGGAAUGAGGUAUACCUGGCUUGGUGGAGUAUCUUGAAUUUCACAGGGGUAGUGAUGGAAGUGAUUGGAAGGAAGACGAUUACUUCUGAAGCUGUUCAAAGGAUGAUGAAGAAGCAUUGGUCUCCCAGUUGGCAGAGGAGGUUUCUUGCAGCAUUGCUGGUUCCUAACUUCAUCUUCUGCAGUAUGGCCAGCUUGGUGUUUGUAGGUGGCAGCGAUGCAGGCAAAAUAUACUUCAGAAGGCUCAUUUUUGGUGAUUGGCCAACUUCCGCUUUUAUGCUGUCUGCUGUUGUCUACUGUAUUAUACAAGUAGCAAUUGAAAUUGAUUCUAAAUCAGUUAAGAAAGAUAAAGAGACCUGAUGGUUUGGGUGGUCAUUUGAUAAAGUAGUGUUUCACAAUACAUAAUUGGUGAAGAAGACACAUCAGGGUAAAUGACUGGCAGACAAUAUGAUCUGUUUUUAUAAUGGUGCUUAUCUUUUGUAUUUCUCUCAGCAGAGCAAGGGUUGUUAUUAAGUACAUUCACUUAUAGCUUUUAUGGUGUCUAUGUAUGCAUGCUCAGACUGACAGGUGACUAGUGUUUUACCUUCUAGAGAUAUUAUACUCAUACAGCUGAGUUUUGGCAAUCGUUUCCGAAUUUUUUGGAGCCAACACUUCAGUUAUUCCUCAUAAACUGCUUCAUGAACUUGGAAAUGAAUGUUUUUAAUUAUUGUUGCUAUGUUUUGACUACAAGAACAGAGAAGCAAGAACAUUUCUCUGAAGAACUUUAUCUUUUACUUUAAAGUUUUUUUUUUUGCUUUAACAUCUAGUGAAGCAUAAUCAAAAUAGUUAUUUUCACGAAACUUUAUUGUAAAUAAGUCUUUUCAAAUGUACACAUUUCAUAAAAUGAAAUAAAAAUUCAUUUAAAAAAACAGUCAUUACAAAGAUGCAGCUAGUCAUGGUGCCAUUGCAUCACUCGUCAGGAAAGAUCAUUACAAAAUAUUAAACACUUCUUGUAUUUACUAAUUUCAGAUUGUAUGUUUUUUUUACUCAAUUCAUGCUGAAAAACUGUUUUCCAAAUAUGCACCAAUUAAACUUAGACACUGUCGCCUAUUUAAGUAGAAAUUCUCUUUAAAAAAGCUAUUCUUGCAUGAUAUAUCUGAUAAAAACUUGGCAACUUAAUUACUAUUCAUCAUUAUUUGAAUGCUUUGCCAAGAAUAAUCAACCAAAACUUGGACAUAAUAACAAAUUCGUUAUUAUGUCCAAGACCAAAAGAACCGAAAUGUGCUUUCAAACAAGUCCUUAAAAUAGAAUGUUAGUUUACAAAAGCGAUCAGUUUUUGGUACCUUGAUAAGUGAAUUGAUAAACGUCUAUUUGAACUGCAUGACAUGGGGUUUCAAUCUCUUUCCAAAA